AGCUCAGCUUUGUUCAACCCAUACUGCAGACAUGGACAGACUUGUUGCACCCAGCCUCAGUCAGCUUACAAAAACCCAGUCCUGCUUCUAAUCUAUUUCCUCAAAACUCUAUUCCUGCAUUCCCAACAGCUCCUCCUGCCCUGCUAUCUACCGCAUGUCAGUCCCCUGUUCCCACUCGCCGCACCUGUCCUGCCUUUAACCCUGUAAAAAAGUCCUCUUGAGCAACUGCUCCCUCCCCUGUUCCAUCCUCCAGCUCUUCUCUGUCUCCAGCUGCUCCAUUCAACCUGCCUUCCGUGGUUCAGCCUGAAGCCUCUACUAAGCCUAAAUCCUCUACUCGGCCUGAAGCCUCUACUCGGCCUGAAGCCUCUACUCAGCCGGACGCCGGCAUUCAGCCUGAUGCCUCUACCCCUGAGCCUCUAUGAUGAACUGAUCCAGCCAGACGAUCCAAUGCCUGGUGACCCGGUGCCCACUGCCUUGCCAGAUGACGCGGUGCCCGCUGGCAAGCCAAAUGACCUGAUGCCUGGUGACCCAGUGCCCGCUGUCAUACCUGGUGACCCGAUGCCCGCUGUCGAGCCAGACAAUCCGGUACCUGAUGACCCGGUGCCCACUGUCGUGCCUGUUGACUCGGAGCCCACUGCCUUGCCAGAUGACGCGGUGCCCGCUGUCGGGCCAAAUGACCUGAUGCCUGGUGACCCGAUGCCCGCUGUCCAUGCCCGCGGUCAUACCAGUUGACUCGGAGCCCACUGUCGUGCCUGGUGACUCG
Messenger RNA from Staurois parvus, 763 nucleotides. NCBI's taxonomy places the organism in Eukaryota, Metazoa, Chordata, Amphibia, Anura, Ranidae. The record is from the annotation of a GenBank genome assembly.